Molecule: messenger RNA, 819 nt
Organism: Closterium sp. NIES-67
Lineage: Eukaryota; Viridiplantae; Streptophyta; Zygnematophyceae; Desmidiales; Closteriaceae
Source: the annotation of a GenBank genome assembly
UCCCCUUGGCGGAAAAACGACACCUGCUACAGUGGGAUAGCGACAUCGCGUAUCGGAAAGGGUCGACAAAGAUGUGGGUACCCAAUUACCCUCCUUUGCGCCAGUUAAUACUCGAAGAAUACCACGAUGUCCUAUAUGCAGGACACUUCAGUAGCAACAAGACGCUCACCGGUAUCGCCAAACACUACUACUGGCCCCACAUGGCAGACGACGUACAGAGAUUCGUCACCUCGUGCGACACAUGCCAGCGGAUGAAGAGCAGCAAGCAGAAAAAAACAGGACUGCUGCAGCCUCUUCCUGUCCCAGAACAACCAUGGCAAGUGGUAAGCCUCGACUUCAUCACCGCGCUACCAACUACCACCAGCGAUCAUGAUGCAAUCCUCGUCGUCAUCGACAAAUUCUCCAAAAUGGGACACUUCAUCCCGACACACACGACAGCACGCACCGAGGAGACGGCACAACUCUUUGUUCGUUACAUCAUCUCACAACACGGCAUUCCAAACACACUCAUCUCCGACCGAGACCCCAAGUUCACCAGCAAAUUUUGGAAGGAACUGAUGUCUCUGCUUGGAACCAAACUCGCCAUGUCAUCCGCCUACCAUCCGCAAACAGACGGACAGAACGAGCAUCUCAACCAAACUGUAGAGCAACUCCUCCAUGCAGCAUGCAAGGAUGAUAUCUCUAAGUGGGAUUUACACCUACCCGUCCUGGAGUUCGCCUACAAUAACACCACUCACGCCGCUACUGGACAAACGCCGUUCUUCUUAUGUUACGGACACCACCCACUCACGCCAUAGCAACCAACCGUCUCAGCCACAG